AUGGUCCUGGUACGGAGCGAGAAUGGGCAGCUGUUGAUGAUCCCCCAGCAGGCGCUGGCCCAGAUGCAGGCUCAGGUUCAAGCACAGGCUCAGUCACAGGCCCAGAAUGCAAUGGCUCCUCGGCCUGCAACACCCACCAGUGCCCCACCAGUGCAGAUCUCCACAGUCCAGUCCCCCGGUGCACCUUUGCUGGCGAGGCAGGUUACGCCAACUACCAUCAUCAAGCAAGUAUCCCAGACGCCAACAACUGUGCAGGCCACCACCACACUACAGAGACCCCCAGUUGUACAAAAUCAGAUAGUGCUCAGCAGCACGGCGCAAACUGCCACUUUGGGGACAGCGUCGGCCGUCCAGACUGGAACCCCGCAGAGAGCGGUGCAAGGAACUGCUACCCCAGCGACAGCCACCACGGAAACCAUGGAAAAUGUGAAGAAAUGUAAGAAUUUUUUAUCCACUCUCAUAAAACUGGCCUCAUCGGGUAAACAGUCUUCAGAGACGGCAGCUAAUGUUAAAGAGCUAGUACAGAAUCUGCUGGAUGGGAAAAUUGAAGCAGAGGAUUUCACCAGUAGAUUAUACAGAGAACUGAACUCUUCACCUCAACCUUACCUUGUGCCUUUCCUAAAGAGGAGCCUCCCUGCCUUGCGCCAGCUGACCCCUGACUCGGCAGCCUUUAUCCAGCAGAGUCAGCAGCAGCAACCGGCCACCCAGGCCACGACGACCCUCACCGCAGUCAUGCUGAACAGCUCCGUACAGCGAACAGCUGGCAAGACCACUGCCACCGUCACAAAUACAUUACAACAGCCUGUCAUCAGCCCCGCACAACCUGCACAGUCUAAACUUGGCCAACCAACUCCACUGGUUAUCCAGCAGGCACAUAAAGCUGGGGCCGUUGUACGACACCAACAGGUCACAUUGACCCAAACGCCCAUGGUAGCACUUAGACCGCCUCAAAGCCGAAUUAUGCUCACCACUCCACAGCAGAUACAGCUAAACCAGCUGCAGACAGUCCCAGUGGUAAAACCGAAUGUUGUAGCUGGCACGAAAGCCUUUCCCACGGCGGCAGCAAUGCAAGCAGCAGCAGCGCAGAAAAACAAAUUAAAAGAACCGGGGGGAGGAUCGUUCCGGGAUGACGAUGACAUCAACGACGUGGCUUCCAUGGCGGGAGUGAACCUGUCAGAGGAAAGUGCGCGGAUAUUGGCAACAAAUUCCGAGUUAGUGGGGACGUUAACGCGGUCCUGUAAAGACGAAUUGUUCCUGCUCCCUGCGGUAUUGCAGAGACGAAUACUGGAGAUCGGCAAGAAACAUGGGAUCACGGAAGUCCACCCGGACGUGGUCGGUUAUGUCUCACAUGCCACACAACAGCGAUUACAAAACAUUGUAGAGAAAAUCUCAGAAACUGCUCAGCAAAAGAACAUCUCUCACAAAGAGGACGAUCGGUACGAGCAGACAAGUGAUGUUCGGACGCAACUUAAGUUCUUUGAACAACUCGACCAGCUAGAAAAACAGAGAAAAGAUGAACAGGAGAGAGAAAUUCUCAUGCGGGCAGCGAAGUCUCGGUCACGGCAGGAAGAUCCAGAGCAGUUACGGUUAAAACAGAAAGCAAAGGAAAUGCAGCAACAGGAAUUGGCACAAAUGAGGCAAAGAGAUGCAAACUUAACGGCGUUAGCAGCUAUCGGCCCUCGAAAAAAGAGGAAAGUGGAGUCCCCGGGCCCUGGUUCAGGGUCAGAGGCAUCCAGCACCAGUACGACACCCUCCAGCAGCUCCGGAGCAGGCAGUAGCAGACAGUUUACACGGCAGCGGAUAACACGUGUCAAUCUCAGGGACCUCAUAUUUUGUUUGGAAAACGAGAGAGAGACAAGCCAUUCACUUUUGCUAUAUAAAGCAUUCCUUAAGUGA
Molecule: messenger RNA, 1896 nt
Organism: Staurois parvus
Lineage: Eukaryota; Metazoa; Chordata; Amphibia; Anura; Ranidae
Source: the annotation of a GenBank genome assembly